AUGCAAACCCAUGCCUUCGCGUCCACAAGAACAAUCGCAUUUUGGUGUAGUUAUGAACAUCUAACUAGUCGGAUAAUCGUAAUUGUGUGUUGCCUGUUUUACGACUUUGACGAGAGGGUUCGUGAACGCGGCAUUGCUGUCGAUUCCCAUGAUGCAGUGCGGGGAACAGCCGGCGGGGACAUUCAAAACUAUGGCAGAAGACCCGAAUAUAUUUAAACCAACUUUAAACUCGGAAUAUGCCGACAAUAAGACGGUUUUUAAAACCGGUGAAAGUGAGGUGAAGAGACGCCUUUCGUUUACGUCGGAUAAAGCUAUCAGCAGCGUGGAGGAGCCGAAUGUGACGUGUGAAGUUUUAACGUUACUGAGUUUUACCGACGACUCAAAUUCAUGCGGAAAUUCUGCCGAGCAGCUCUCCCCGCAGGCCGUAAACACACUCUUAAAGGCGAAAAAUGGGGCUGAAUUGAAAGAGGCCACACCUGAACACCGACUAAAUACAAAACAGCAUCGUGUGAAGAGCAGCGAAGACAAGGAAAACACCGCCACAACCAUCACUCCAGACAACACUCAAGAACAAGGGACUUCUGGUCAGUCCAGUGUGCAAGAUUCCAAUGUGACUCCCAGUAAACAACACAAUAACACAGAGGCCAGUGAUGCUGAGGUGGUGAGAAGGGCACGGGAGGAGGGCCUUGUGAGCGUGGUCUUCCCCGGCACUGCAACUCAGGAAGGCUGCUGCCGCUUCGUCAGCGAGAUCCUCAAGUGCAUUCUCUAUCAGAGGCAGCAGCUACCCAUGACAUAUGACCAGCUGGUGUACUCGCAGAAGAAACAGCAAGCCUCAGUGCAGGAUAAAGACACAGUGAGUCGGAGGCCAGUGCAGUCUGCAGACAUGGACGGGCGCAAGUGUCAGCAGACCCUUCAGGAGCUGGAGGAGGUGCUGCAGCAGCUGGAGGUGCUGUUUUCCAUCAGCAGGGUGCCCCGCGUGUUACUGCUAAUGGGUGGCUCCCUCGUCCUCCCCAAAGAGAUCUACGAGAUCAACAUGGAGGCUCUGGUCGUGGCCAGUGGAGAUCAAUGUCUGCGGGUAUCCUCCUGCUUAAGGCAGCUCUUCCGCACACUCUUCGUAGCUGACCUUUUGUCCGACACCAAACCCGUUCGUUUAAUGUCCACCACGGUGUUGGUGCUGGCUCACCGGGAUUGUGGUGUGGGUUGGUUUCGCCCUAAACUACAAUUUAAAGUGCCAACCCGAGUAAAGAACCAAGUAAUUGCUCUGUCUACUGACCCCAGCACCUGUAAGGGACAGAGGGCAGAGGGUUCAGACUGGCAGGAUUAUGUGUGGUUUCAGGCACCCAUGGCUAUCAGGGGCUUCAGCAAGUGAGCCAGAAUGUUGGAAAGAGCGAGGUACAAAGAUUGGAGCGCAGUUUCUGGAGCCCAAAUACUAGAAUUACAUUUUAAUGCUUCAAAUGAAUUUUGAAUUCAACUGUCUACAUUUUAAUAAAUUAUGGGUUUCUUUUUUAUAUCUCUGACUAAAAAGUAAAAGUAUGCACAUUUAAACAAUGGUGGGUUUAAGGACACCAGCAGUGUGUUAUCUUUUCUGUAAUACCAAGGGAAUGUGUUCUUGAAGCUUUGUUGUCAUGUGAUUAAAUCUAAGGACAUUUUCUAUUAAUGUUUAUAUUUAUGAAGAAUGUUUUUGCAUUACAGAUCACUAACUUUUUAAAGACAAUAAACACAAAACACACAUAA
This is a messenger RNA of Acanthopagrus latus (yellowfin seabream), 1734 nucleotides long. RefSeq names its product MAD2L1-binding protein-like. Bases 149 to 1369 code for a protein of 406 amino acids. The record is from RefSeq and is a predicted model, not a curated record. NCBI's taxonomy places the organism in Eukaryota, Metazoa, Chordata, Actinopteri, Spariformes, Sparidae. The transcript is spliced from 3 exons. Gene Ontology annotation, biological process: regulation of exit from mitosis. Gene Ontology annotation, cellular component: nucleus.